GGUGGCAAUCUGCCAUUAAAAGAAGAACGCCGCUGUCCUGUCCAGUCUGAAAGGUUGAAAGUUGUUUACCGUACUGCAGGUCUCACCUGACUAAGUUGCAGGACCAGUCAAUCCAUUAUGACAGAUAAUUGGACAAUGGCAGGGACCUGAUGUCUGAGGCUAUUUCCUUCACAACUGUGUUGCCAAACAAGAUCUCUUGAUUGUGGGCGGAGGGUGAGGAAGACUUCUUCCAACACCAGAAAAAUUACAAAGAGAGGAUCAACCAGAGAGCGCAUCAACCAGAGAUCAGUAACCAGAGAGAAACAAGAGACCAGAGAACAAAUAGAGAACUGAGUUAUGGAGACACAGCACUGUUAUACCUGGCGGAAGAGCCUUUCCUUAUCUAGAAACCUCAAGCAGGUGAUCCACACUGGAGAGAAGCCCUACAGCUGUGACGUCUGUGGUCAAACCUUUAACAUUGCUGGCAAUUUCAGAGCUCACUGCAGGGUCCACACUGGAGAGAAACCCUAUAGCUGUGACCUCUGUGGUAAAACCUUCAGCCAAGUUGAGACUUUCAGAGUUCACAGCCGGAUCCACACUGGGGAGAAGCCCUAUGGCUGUGACCUCUGUGGUCAAACCUUUAGCCAGGCUAGUCAUUUCAGAGUUCACCGCAGGACCCACACAGGAGAGAAACCCUAUAGCUGUGACCUCUGUGGUCAGACCUUCAGCCGAGUUGACACUUUCAGAGUUCACAGCAGGAUCCACACAGGAGAAAAACCCUACAGCUGUGACCUCUGUGGUCAAACCUUUAGCCGGGCUGGUACUCUCAGUCUUCACCGCAGGACCCACACUGGGGAAAAGCCCUAUUGGUGUGAAUGCUGCAAUAAAGCAUUCUCUUCCUCUACUGAAUUGACGAAGCACAGCAGGAUCCACACUGGAAAAAAGCCCUACAGCUGUGACCUCUGUGGUCAAACCUGUAGUCGGGCUAGUACUCUCAGCCUUCACCGCAAAAGGAAACACACUGGUGAGAAGCCCUACAUCUGUGAAUGCUGUGAUAAAGCCUUUUCUACCUGUAAUGAAUUGAAGAAGCACAGCAGGAUUCACACAGUAGUGACAACCUACAGCUGCCCACACUGUGACUGUGUAUGUGAAACAAAAAGCCUGUUAAAAAUUCACCUGUGUAUCCACAAUAGAGAAAGCUCAAAGCGGUGAUAUAUUGGGCAGGGGCUUGCCUGGCUCAAAAGGAGGAGGUGGUACCAUCCUGAUCAUGUGCACACAUGUGCAUGUGUUCCGUGCCUUCAACUGGCUUAAACAAGCAAUUUCACAAGCAACAUUUGUCAUUCAUUUGCACCAAAGGGACUGUAAUGUUAAAAUGACAUUCACACCUUCUAGCACACACUUCUGGAGAGGCUUCUCAACAGUUGAAGAGGAAGGUGAACCAAGGAAGAUUGACAUUUUCAUAAAAGUUGUGUUCAUGUAAAUAUAGUUCAAAACAGCUUUUAAUGUCAUGUUUGAUAGGAUUUUGUUUCCAAUUGUAUGUAUUACAUUCUAAAUACUUUAAAUAUUGUAACAUGUAUAUUUACAGAGUUUGUGAAUGCAGUAGUCCAAAAUGUGUUUACGUAUUACCUUGUCUUGCAAAGGCAUCACACUUGUUCUACUGCGGCCUUGCGUUAGACAACCUUACUUUCAUAUGGCCGGUGUCCUUAUUUUCGUAUGCAGGUUUGGGUGUAUAUAUUGCAAAGCUAUACCAAUCACUGAGUUGUUUACUAUAUGAGCUCUGGUGCGUUAGGCGCCUAGUUUUAUUGUGAUUACCUUUGUUAGCGAUUGCUCUGAAGGCAUGUUUGUAUUUGAUUGUUUCAUUAUUAUUGUAUUGAUGCCUGGAGCCAGGCCUAGGGGUGGGGCUCGAUGGCGAGCGCCUUUUCCCAUGGGGCCCAGCCGGGCUCAGUCCAAAGAAGCAACGUGGGACCCCCUUCCAGCGGGCUCACCACCUACAGGAGGGGUCAUGGGGGUCGGGUGCAGUGUGAGACGGGUGGCAGCGGCCAAAGGCGGUCCGAUCCUCGUCUGCAGAAGCUAGCUCUAGGGACGUGGAACGUCACCUCGCUGGCGGGAAACGAGCCUGAGCUGGAGCGCGACAUAGAGAGAUUCCGGCUAGAUAUAGUCGGCCUCGCCUCAACGCACAGCAUAGGCUCCUUGAGAGGGGCUGGACUCUCUUUUACUCUGGAGUUGCCCUUGGUGAGAGGCGUCGAGCUUGGGUGGGAAUACUUGUUUACCCUCGGUUCAGCGGGGGGGGGGAUUUGGUGACCUCAGGAUUGGGUCGCUGCUUUUCGCAAAGGAUGUGGUCCUGUUGGCUUCAUCGGGCCGCGACCUUCAGCUCUCACUGGAGCGGUACGCAACCGAAUGCAAAGCGGCUGUGAUACGCUGGAGGGACCAUGUAUCUCAGCUGGCCUGGGAAUGCCUCUGGGUCCCCCAGGAAGAGCUGGUGGAAGUGGCCAGGGAGAGGGAAGUCUGGGCCUCCCUGCUUAGGUUGCUGCCCCCGCGACCCACCCCCAGACAAGCGGCAGAUAACAAACUUUCGAAGUAAGUUUUAACUUAAGGCCUCUGAGUCACAGUAGGGCUUUCCAUGCUCCGAAGUAAUACCAUAGCCUCUGGGGGUCAGUUUGCAUACUGUGAUGGUGGUUAAGUCCAUAUCCAUAGUAGAGUAUUCAUACUUUAAGGUUGGUGCCCUGAUCAAUAGGGGUGUAACAAUAUAUCAUGGUACAAUACAUUGCGAUACAAAAAUGUAACAAUAUGUAUCGUGGAGUCAUGACGAUACUUUUUCAAUAUGACA
Messenger RNA from Hypomesus transpacificus, 2806 nucleotides. RefSeq names its product zinc finger protein 239-like. The coding region runs from base 337 to 1191 and encodes 284 amino acids. The record is from RefSeq and is a predicted model, not a curated record. The transcript is spliced from 3 exons. NCBI's taxonomy places the organism in Eukaryota, Metazoa, Chordata, Actinopteri, Osmeriformes, Osmeridae.